CACGACAAGAUUCAACAUGAGUAUCCAGAUUGUAAGAUCAAAAGUAUUUGCACACACGACACAUGAAACAGAAUGGAUGAUGUAGAAAUCGCUGUUGUUGGCAUUGGAUGCCAUUUUCCUGGAGGUGAGGGACUUGAAAACUUCUGGAGAGUUCUUAUUAAUGGGGAGAACUGUGCAGCUGAGAUACCAAAUGACAGGUUUAAUCUCUCUCAAUGGUACGAUCCAGAUGAGAGUAAAACAGGAAAGACAUACACAGCAAAGGCAGCACUUAUUGAUGGGAACGACCCUCAAGAUCAUCCAAUUUAGCACACAGGGCCUUAUUAACUGCAGGAAUUUCCUGACAAGAGGCCUCAAGGUCAGAAUCCUCUGACAAGGUCUUUUAUGCAAAUCUGUUACGCUUUUUUUUUUAUGCAAAUUAACUUCUGUCCCCAAAAGGUAUAAACUACCCGGGUCUGGGGUCUUGAUUAAUGCAAAUUCCCACUGUAAGUUCAUGCUUUUCUUUGGAUGAUGUUUUGUCAUGGUCUGAGUAUUUAAAGAAAUGUUGCAAUAGGCUCAGGGCAGUUCUGUAAGCAGAUCAGCCCAUAAUUAUGUGUUUUCUUGAGGUCAGGUAUAUCUUUUUCCUCUUUAUAUGUGAGCAUUUAAUAUUUUGUGUUGACCAUUUUGAAUUGAGUAACUGGCAUGACACUUUUACCUGACAAUAAUAAAUAACUGCUAUUGAAUUUAUUCUGAUUGACUCUAAUUUAAUUUUUUACAUUUUAAAUCCAAUGCUUUAAAUCCAUAACACUACAAA
Molecule: messenger RNA, 790 nt
Organism: Labeo rohita (rohu)
Lineage: Eukaryota; Metazoa; Chordata; Actinopteri; Cypriniformes; Cyprinidae
Product: putative inactive phenolphthiocerol synthesis polyketide synthase type I Pks15
Exons: 4
Coding region: 73-306 (77 amino acids)
Biological process (GO): fatty acid biosynthetic process
Molecular function (GO): fatty acid synthase activity
Source: RefSeq, a predicted model, not a curated record